Molecule: messenger RNA, 1396 nt
Organism: Vicugna pacos (alpaca)
Lineage: Eukaryota; Metazoa; Chordata; Mammalia; Artiodactyla; Camelidae
Gene: PTH
Product: parathyroid hormone
Biological process (GO): intracellular calcium ion homeostasis; cell-cell signaling
Cellular component (GO): extracellular region
Molecular function (GO): hormone activity; parathyroid hormone receptor binding
Source: RefSeq, a predicted model, not a curated record
GCAGCCAUUGUGGCGUGCUCCCGCACUGUCUACGUGAGGCCGGGCGCGCCUCUAACGGGGCUGGCUCGGGUCGGUGAGAGCGGGGCCGUCCUGUCGUCCGCUGGAACCUCGGCGUGAUGCCCCAUAGGAAGGGAGCCGAACGUGCGUCUCGUACAGCCCCUCGGAAUUAUGAGCCAAAUACUUCCACUUGACACUUCUUCCAAAAUAAUUUCAUACAGAACUUAUUUAUGGCCCAACCAAAAAAACCCUAUGAAGACAGAGAUAAGAUUUUGGCUCUCCUAUGGUUUCUGGUGGUGAGGAUGGGAUUUCAGUGGUUGGGGCACUGAGAGAUCCUGGGACAUCUGACAAAAAGCCAGCAGAAGUUUCUUUCAGCUCCUCCUGUUAUGCCAUGUUUACCAACAUUUUCACCAGACAUAUCCUUCAGACAUGUUUCAGUUUGUCUCUAACACUUCUGAAAUGUAGCCUGGAACAAUACUCCAAAUGAGGUUUGCCUGAUGUAGAGGAUUUCCCAGAGCAGCACUAACACGUAUCUUUCAUUCUCACAGCCUCUGUACAGUUAAAAUUCAGAGAAUUGGAAGUGACGUCAUCUGUGACAAAAAAGCCCCUCUUGGUGUGUGGAAGACCUAUAUAUAAAAGUCACAUCUAAGGGUCCACAGCUCAAUUCAUCAGCUUUCUCAGGCUUACUCAACUUUGAGUGGCAUCAGCUGCUAAUACACCUGAAAGAAAAUCGUGUCCUAAGACAUUGUGUGUGAAGAUGAUGUCUGCAAAAGACAUGGUUAAAAUAAUGGUUGUCAUGUUUGCAAUUUGUUUUCUUGCAAGAUCUGAUGGGAAGCCUAUUAAGAAGAGAUCUGUGAGUGAAAUACAGUUUAUGCAUAAUCUGGGCAAACAUCUGAACUCAAUGGAAAGAGUGGAAUGGCUACGGAAGAAGCUGCAGGAUGUGCACAAUUUUGUUGCCCUGGGAGCUUCUAUAGCCCACAGAGAUGGUGGUUCCCAGAGACCCCGAAAAAAGGAAGACAAUGUCCUCAUUGAGAGCCAUCAAAAAAGUCUUGGAGAAGCAGACAAAGCUGAUGUAGAUGUAUUAAUUAAAGCUAAACCUCAGUGAAAACAAAUAUGAUCAAAGCACUGCUCUAGACAGAGUAGGGCCACAAUAUUACAUGCUGCUAAUAUUUUCAAGCUCUACUAUGAUUAAGUGCCAAUAUUUCUAUUAUUACCAAACUUUACAUGUAAUCUGUUGAUAGCUGUGAUAGCUGCAAUUUUAAUUGAUUAUUUUGAUUCUACUUUUAUUCAAUUUAGAGCUCUUUUAAUAAUUCUGUUUCUAUUGAUUCUAAAUAAAUGAAGUUAAGUAUUUCUCCCUUGUUAUAAAAAUGUCUUUUGGUUAUGAGUAACACCGAUAUAU